AUGCGGCGCGUUGCAUCCUCCAUGGGAGGCUUAACGCAAUGGCGAUGGGGCAGUAGAGUUUCGUGGAAACGCCAGGUGUUGAUUGCCUCGACUGCGCUCAGUGAAUACCACUUGAGAUCCAUUUCCGCACUGUCGCCAUCCUUGUGGACUUGCCGGCGCUUGUUUCACCAGGCGACUCGUCUUCGGCUGGAGCCGUCAAAGGGAGUUUCUGCGGCGGAGGGGACAAAUACGUUCAGGACGGAAUGUCCACAAGGGAAAACCAAAGAAGAAAGGCGCAAGACACAAAAACAACAGCAACCGAGGCGCCAGGAAACUGCGGUGAAGGAGAAAAUUCAGCCGACAGAGGACUCCAUUGUGUCAGCAGAGGCCUUAAGCAAGAUUCCUGUAUACCGAGUGGUGAGUCAUGUCAUGCGGCACUUGUGGCCGCCCGGGCAGCCAAUGUAUCGUGUGCUGGUUGUCACCAGUGUGAUUUGCGUUGUCACGGCAAAGGUUCUGAAGGUGGCGGUGCCUUUUUGGUUUAAGAUGGUCGUUGACGCCCUCGCGCCCGACCACAACGUUGCCAAUGCUGUGGUCGUUCUUGGCCCAUUGCAGCUUGGCGUCUUUGGGAUGGUCGCCGCGUACGGCAUCACUCGGCUGACAGGCUCGCUCACAGAAGAACUCAAAUCCGCACUUUUUGCUCCUGUUGGCAGCCAUGCAUCUACUACAAUUGCCAUGGAGAUGUUCCGAAAACUGCAUUCUCUGGAUUUGAACUUUCACUUAAGCCGUGAGACGGGAGUUAUAAGCAAGGACCUCGAUCGCGGAAGCCGUGCAUUCUGGUCCCUUGCCUAUGCUCUGCUAUUCUUGGUUAUUCCCACAGCAUUUGAGGUCAUGCUUGUUUGCACGGCACUACAAACUAGCGCGGGCCUUAGUUUUAUCGUGACGGCUUUAUCGGCUGUUUUUUCGUACAUUGGAUGGACGUACAUUGUCUCCAACUGGCAUGCAGUAUACCGUGAACGGUACAACAAGGGUGAUAGUCGUGUUGGUGGACUGACGGUUGAUUCACUUCUCAAUUAUGAAACCGUGAAGUACUUUGGGAGAGAAAAACAUGAAGAGGAGCGUCUUUUUCAUGAGACGAUUAAGACGAACCGUGAACUGGCACGGAUAGAUCAAACGAUUUCGGUCUUAAAUUUUGGUCAACAAUCCAUAUUUGUGCUUGCUGCGUUAAUGUGCUUGUACCUUUCAACGUGUGGUGUCGUGGCUGGUGCAAUGACAGUGGGAGACAUGGUGCUUGUGGACGCACUGCUGAUGCAGCUGUAUACACCGCUUAGCUUUCUUGGUAUGAUCUACCGUGAGAUACAAACAUCAACGCAGAACAUGCAGGCCAUGAUCGUUUUGCUGGACAUUGAAAGCGCCGUCAGGGAGAAGCCAGACGCGCGCCCAUUGAAGCUAGGCUCUGGUACCAUUGAGUUACGGGAUGUGUGCUUUCACUUUAACAAAAAUAGCGAGGGGAAAGGCGUUCUCCACCGUCUUUCUCUCACUAUUCCGGGUGGAAGCACCGUGGCCUUUGUUGGCCCGUCGGGCAGCGGAAAGAGCACCAUCUUCCGGCUUCUUUAUCGCUUCUAUGACCCUUCCUCCGGUCUGAUUCUCAUCGACGGUCAGCCGCUGACGGAUCUGCAACUGAGUAGCGUUCGCAAGGCCAUUGGGGUGAUUCCGCAGGACACAGUUCUCUUUAACGAAACGGUGCGGUACAACAUCCGCUACGGCCGUCUAGACGCGACGGACGAAGAAGUGGAGGAAGCCGCUCGUAUGGCGAACAUCCACGAUAGCAUCAUGAGUAUGAGCCAGCAGUACGAAACACCCGUGGGGGAACGCGGGCUGAAGCUCUCUGGCGGAGAGAAACAACGUAUAGCCAUUGCACGCGUUAUUCUCGACGACCCCCCGAUACUGCUGGCUGACGAGGCAACCUCGGCGUUAGAUUCGGCGACGGAAAUACGUGUGAUGCAGCAGCUGCGCGAGAGGGGUGGGAAAAGGCGCACCAUAAUCCUUAUUGCACACCGUCUCACAACCGUUAAGGACGCCGACAAAAUUUUUGUCUUGGACGGCAAGGGAGGUUUGGCGGAGAGCGGCACUCACGAGGAACUUUUGGGAAAAUGUGGCCUUUACGCUGAGUUAUGGUUCCGACAGUUGCACGCUGCAGGGCCGGGGGAGGAGGAGGAAGAGGAGUUGUAG
This is a messenger RNA of Trypanosoma cruzi, 2208 nucleotides long. RefSeq names its product ABC transporter, putative. Gene Ontology annotation, cellular component: membrane. NCBI's taxonomy places the organism in Eukaryota, Euglenozoa, Kinetoplastea, Trypanosomatida, Trypanosomatidae. Bases 1 to 2208 code for a protein of 735 amino acids. Gene Ontology annotation, molecular function: ATP hydrolysis activity; ATP binding; ABC-type transporter activity. Gene Ontology annotation, biological process: transmembrane transport. The record is from RefSeq and is a predicted model, not a curated record. The transcript has a single exon.